AUGGGAUCCAGUUCCCAAAAUAUCGAUAUUCCACAGAAAGGGAACGCCCCUCCCGAGAGUCGCCAGUACAAAAUGGAUCCAUUCACCUGCUUGAAUCUUGCAGCAUCUACCAUUGCCGUACUCGAUUUUGGCUCCAAGCUGCUGGGCAAGGGCCACCUGAUCUAUAAGAAGGGACAGAAAAAAGGAGGCAACAGCAACCUGAACAAGCUCGAUGUCGACAGCCUUAAAAGGCUGGUGCAAGCCCUGAAAGAUGGGAUACAAUCGACAUCUAGCCCAGAGCUAGUCCUGCCUGCAGACCAAUCUAAGCUGCAAUAUAUCGCGACGGAAACCAAGGGAAUCGGCGGACAGAUCCUUGUUCUCCUUGGGUCAACCAAAACACCUGAUCCUGGAGGCAAGCCGUGGAAGAAUCUCCACCACGCCGUGGCAGCAACACUGAGUGCCGAAUUAAUCGACAAAACCAACGGCGUGCUUGAGAACCUGAGAAACGAUCUUGUCCUUCGCGUUAUCCCCUCCUUCAAGUGUAGCUCCGAUUUUCAGUCAGCUCGGUUGGAUCCGCGUUUCAAAAGUAUAGGGGCAGAUCACAAGAAGAUUGCCGAAACAUUAUUAGACAACAGAAAUUUCUUCACGACUGGAGUUAAUAGGUUCCUCAAGAUAUACGAAACGGAAGGCAGGCAUGAUAGAAUUAGAGAACAGGAAACUAUCGCGACAGCUGCAACCCUCUCCGGAAUAAUGGCCUCUGACGACAAGGUAUCCUAUCAUACUAGCCCUGCUGCCACUGGCGACAAAGGAAGGGGGGGGCAGACUAGAAAAAAGGCGUCGCCGCUAGAAGACCUGACUAUGAUCCAGGAAUAUAUCCUUCGCUUCUUGCGGUUCAGACACUUGAAUGACAGAAGACAUGAAAUUCCAGAUGCGUAUGGAAAGUCCUUUGAGUGGAUCUAUAACAGCGGAAAAUCCAUCGGAAACACCCAAAAUGGCACCGAAUCCGAUAUCGAAGGACGGAAUGACCUGAGAUCUUGGCUUGAAUAUGGAAGCGGAUGCUUUUGGAUCACCGGAGAGCCUGGCUCUGGCAAGUCCACCUUGAUGAAGUUCGUCGCCGGCGACUCCCGAGCCCGAAGUCUUCUGCAACUCUGGGCUAGAAACGAGCCCUUACUCUGCGCCUCCUUUUUCUUCCAGGGUUCAGGGACACGACUGCAAAAAUCGCAACGUGGAUUUCUACGCGCACUACUCCAUGACAGCCUCAUCCAGUUUCCCGAGCUGAUACCGAUAGUGUUUCCUGAAUACUGCCGCGCGUUUGCAAGAAAGCCGUUGAUUGGCCACGAACCUACUAAAUCGGAGCUGGAAGCUGCUUUCGAGUUGUUGGUCCGCCAGAGAGUCAAGCCCCUGAAAAUAUGUUUCUUCAUCGACGGGCUGGAUGAAUUUGAUGGGGAUGCUGUCGGCCUCGCUCAAUAUCUCCUUGCAGCAUCAGAAACAGUUAAGAUUCUUCUGUCUAGCCGUCCGGUGCCUGGACUCCAUAAAGAAUUCGCUAAUUGUGGGACAAUACAACUACACGACCUUACAAAAGGUGGCAUUCGCACCUAUGUCCUGGAGAAUCUCACCAAGCACCCCCGAGUAAAGGAGUUAUGGGAAAUGGAUGAGCUUGAGGUUAUUGACAUAAUCGAAGUGAUAGUUCAGAAGUCAUCGGGCGUUUUCCUAUGGGUUAGACUUGCGGUUAGGUCACUGACGGACGGUCUUCGAAAGCAAGAUGGCGUACGAGAUCUUCGCCGGAGACUCGACGCACUGCCAGCAAACCUCAACGAUUUCUACCGGUACAUGUUUGGCAGAUUAUCGUCGUUACAUAAACAACAAGCCUCGAUGCUGCUGCAGAUAGUAUACCGAAGCACAUUUCUUACGGGUGGACAAUCUUACCUGACCGACUUGGUGCUCUCGUACGCAUUUGAGGACCAUCCCAAAACGGCCAUUAAUGCGAAAAUUUUGGGGUCCAAAGAGGAAGAGAUCUCUCUACGCUGCGCUAAUAUUGCAGAGAUCGUAGGCAGCUGCUCUUGUGGGCUUCUGGAAAUGAGAAACCAAGAAGACAAGACGGACAACGCAAGACCUGUAGUAAAUUUUAUACACAAGUCUGCCGUUGACUUCAUUGGGCAACCCGAAACAUGGGCACAUCUCCGCAGCUUAACCGCUCAUACCAAGUUUGACCCCGAUAUUUAUUUGGCAUGCGGGUACUUGCUCGGCAUCAAAAAGUUCCCAACCAGCGUGUACGCCCUUCCGUGGUCUACCAAGUUGGGGUUGUUGCCGGCUUCCGUGAUGGAAGCCAUAGCUUCCGACGGGCCCCUGAGUGAAAGCACCAAACAACAUGAACAAGGAAAUAACUUUAUAGAAGGGGAUAUAUUUUGCGUAUUAAGUAUGCAAGCAAGAGAAGCGCUCGAGGGUCUUGUUGUGGCAGAAGGAUCAGCGAACGAAGCACAAGUACAGGAAGUGAUCGAGGAUCUUGACACUACCAUGCAAAUGCAUUACUUGGCCCUCAAACAUGCCAAAAACUGGAAAUCCUUCUCCCAGGGGCAGUUUGUCCCUCUUGAUCACUGGACUGUUUUCCAGAACGACCGCGAGGAAGGCUGCUUACCAUGCGACUCAAUGUUCGCUUUAGCAUGUGAUAUUGGCCUUGUGGGUUUCAUCAAGGCCAAGUUACAGAAAAUAUCAAGUAUAGAUGAAGCUGUAUUUGAUCGCCUGUCUCUGGGCGAUGUUCCUGCCAAGCGCAGCCCAAAACUUUCCCAAACCGCCAUGGCAAGGGUGGUCAAUGGUAUCGCCAAUAGUGACUCAACCGAGUUCAAAGUUUCUUUGUGGAACAGACACAUGGAUAUCUUGGAUCUUAGCAUUCGGCAUGGAGCAGAUACAAAUGCAAUCAUAGAUGGCGGGAAAUCGUUGUGGCAUCGGCUCUUAUGCUCCAUGCCUAAUUACAUAUGGCAUAUGGAAGAAUUUGGGAUAGUGUUGGAAAAAUUCAUUAGAUCCGGCUGCGAUCUCAAGACUAAUAUUUGCGUGGAAACCUCGGAAUUCCGAGACCAGCGCAGCACAGCCUACGGCCCGGGGGCCAAGGUUCGCUUGAUGGUGUCACCUAUGGCUAUCAUCUUUACCAACUACAGAGCCGCAGAGGAACGAGCAGAAAUGAAUUCUGCCGAAAGAGCUCGUAUGAUCAAUGCGGUCAGCGAUUUCCUCCAGAGGCUUAUCGUACGCGGAGGAGGCAGGCUUCACAAAUACGCCGAGGAGCUGAAAGCCAUGAACACGGAGGAUGGGCCCACUAACGAGGCUUGGAGGAAAAUCGUGGAUGUUAAGAGGGGUCAUGAUGUUGAGAAGUAUUUGGAAAUGCGCAUGCUUAGGAGUCUGGACAUCCGUGCCUCUCAAAGUUGAGAAUAAUAAGGGGGAAGUUUGGAUUUUGGACUUUGGAUUUGGUGUUCCUGGCCUGAAGCCGAAGAUGCCAACCUGACCUCAGGCUCUUGUAUUCAACUCGCCUGAGGGUAAUGGCGAGGACUGAACAUGAUUGCU
Messenger RNA from Hypoxylon fragiforme, 3531 nucleotides. RefSeq lists its product as uncharacterized. Lineage: Eukaryota; Fungi; Ascomycota; Sordariomycetes; Xylariales; Hypoxylaceae. The transcript has 2 exons. Bases 1 to 3396 code for a protein of 1131 amino acids. The record is from RefSeq and is a predicted model, not a curated record.